Dendronephthya gigantea is the source of this 2019-nucleotide messenger RNA. RefSeq names its product probable serine/threonine-protein kinase irlA. The transcript has 11 exons. Gene Ontology annotation, biological process: IRE1-mediated unfolded protein response; intrinsic apoptotic signaling pathway in response to endoplasmic reticulum stress; protein phosphorylation. The record is from RefSeq and is a predicted model, not a curated record. Gene Ontology annotation, cellular component: IRE1-TRAF2-ASK1 complex. The coding region runs from base 19 to 1845 and encodes 608 amino acids. Gene Ontology annotation, molecular function: ATP binding; RNA endonuclease activity; protein serine/threonine kinase activity. Lineage: Eukaryota; Metazoa; Cnidaria; Anthozoa; Malacalcyonacea; Nephtheidae.
AGGAACAAUGAUCGUCUAAUGGUACAUCGUCAAACUCAUUCAUUGAGAUUAGAUAUCGACGGCAAAAAAGGCGAAGACAGUAUUCCCGAUCAAACUCCAACACCAACAAGGUUUUUCAACAACUGUGAUGAACGAGGAUUGCCUAAUAAACUGGGUGAAAAUUACGAUCCAUUUAACAUAGACUUUAUCACAGCAACAAAACAACCCCAUGAAAAAAAGAGCGUCGAAAGUGCUGUGGUGAACAGGCCUAUCACGUACAGUCUUCAAACCCCAAAGGCAUUCGAACAUGCUGGACAACUAGGUUCCAAUGACCAACCAUUUGUGUGUAACGUUCCGGAAUGGCGCCAGAUAUUCAGGAACAAUGGUCGUCCAAGGAUAGAUCGUCAAACGCAUUCAUUGAGAUUAAACAUCGACGGCGAAAAAGGCGAAGACAGUAUUCCCGAUCAAACUCCAACACCAACAAGAUUUUUAAAGAACUGUGAUGGAGAAGGAUUGUUUGAUGAACUGGGUGAAAAUGACAACCCAUUUGAUAGAGAAUUUAUUACAGUAACAAAACAACCAGAUGACAUUGUCAUCGACACAGGCCUGUCACGUACAGUCUUCAAACGUAGUCAGUCGCCAAUGCAUUCGAACAUGCUAAACAAGGAAGAAAGGUCCAAGUUAAAUUCCCCACUGACUCGGUUUUUUGAUGCCCAAAAAAGGAAUACAGGUACUCGUAAGGCCAUUCCACAAUUCUUUACCUACCCUGGUAAUGUCGUUUCAAAGGCUACCCCCACUCCACCUGAAAUACUUCACAAUACCAUUGCUCAGUCCAUUCCAACCCGAGAUAUUGCAUAUGAUGUGGUAACGCCAACUAAAACUUGGGAAUCUUGUUCCGUUGCAAAAAGAUCAAAAAAGGAAAACCAAGAAAAACAAAGCAAUAAAAAUCUCGGGAUAAGCUCAAGGGAGAUUUUGAAGUCCAUUAAACAUUGCGAGAAAUUCCAGAUUUUGAAGAAUAUGGAUGUGGGAAAGCUAAAGAAGGUUGGACCACAGCUACAGUAUUUUGCAACACAGAAGAAUUUAUUGCUUGGGCAUGGUUCAUAUGGUACGUCUGUUUACGUGGGGAUUUUACAAGAUGGUAGCGAAGUUGCCGUAAAAAGAGUAUUGCGUGAAGCUGCCGAUGAGAAUGAAGUUGCUGUCUUGAAACGCAUGGACAAAACGAAAUCGCCAUAUAUUCUGAGCUAUCGCCAUUUUCUCGAGGACAAAAACUUCAUGUAUUUAAUUCUGGAUCUUUGUGAAGAAACAUUGAAAGAAUACGUAGAAUCACACAAUAUUCUUCACCUGCGAGAAGAAGGCCCGAGGAUGAUCAAGGAGAUUUUACUUGGUAUUAAAUUUCUUCAUGACCAAGGAAUCUUGCACAGAGAUCUCAAGCCAUCAAAUAUAUUGGUUGAUCUAAAAGGUCAGAUGAAAUUAGCAGACUUCGGAAUCAGCCGUGUUUUGAAAGAAAAUCAAACAACAGUUAAAACUUUUGCGAAAGGAACACAAGGCUGGAUGGCUGCCGAAGUUAUACAAGCGGGUAAUGAAGAAAGAAUUGGACGUUAUAAGAAAAAAUCUGAUAUCCAAUCGAUUGGUAUGAUUGCCUUUUUCAUUUUAACUGGCGGUCAACACCCCUUCGGAGCUACUUUGCAAGACCGUAUGACGAAUAUCUCAAAGGGAAAUCCAGUUGAUUUAGACGCACUUGAUUAUGGUGACGCCAAACGGUUUGUGACAUGGUUGAUAAGUCAUGAUCUUGAUAAUCGACCCUAUGCUCGUGAAGCGUUGGAGCAUUCUUUUUUGCAAAGCAUUAAAAGAGUUGAGGAAUUUUGAUAUAAUUUCAAUCAUUAUUACAGCGAUAUAAGCAUAGAUGAUUGCCAUAUGGCUAUGGAAAAGGCAUCUUUUAGACUUUUUAUGACCUAAAUUUAUAACUGAACACAUUUGUAACUGAACGCCAUAGUUUAAUUAUAGUGGAGCCAUAAUUUAAAAACUUUUUUGAAAAUAUUU